This is a messenger RNA of Penaeus vannamei (Pacific white shrimp), 1726 nucleotides long. The record is from RefSeq and is a predicted model, not a curated record. NCBI's taxonomy places the organism in Eukaryota, Metazoa, Arthropoda, Malacostraca, Decapoda, Penaeidae.
AGUCAGUGCUGUGCUGGAAGUGUUUUCCUGAACACACUAGCGGUCCAUCACCUCGUCGAUCGACCUUUAUGCGUGUAGUUUGAACUCGCUUGCCGCACUGUGCUCAGGAUUCACUUCUGGGAUCUUAACAUCGCUUACCAAGUCCGCAUAUUCCGUUCAACAAAUGACAAGACACUGUUUGAGAACGAAACAAUAGACGGAAAUUGAAGAUGGCGUCGAUGCAGAUGUGUGGAGCAACCGUUACCAAGAGAACAGCAAAUAUCAUUACUACAGUUGGAUCGCUGGGAAUAGCUCUUGGUGGCUUAUUAAUAAUUGCUGGUAUUGCCGUAGGCUGCCCGGACGACGGCGACGACUACGAAUACUACGACACUGACUGCACUGUCUUUUCGAUUUUAGCGAUCACAGGAUUAGUUCUUCUGUGCUCUGCAGUACCUGUUGCGGUGACUGGAUGUGUGAUGCUUUGCAACAGAUCACAGGUGGCAAUGCCCAUGACGCUGCAUCCACCCAUGUAUGAUGGCCAGCUCUACCCACGACAGGGAGCAGGUCAGCUUUACCCACAGCAAGGAACAGGUCAACCUUACCAGCAGCAGGGAAUAGCCCCACUAUACCCACAGUGGACAGCAACUCCGUCAUACCCAGAGCAGGCAGAAGCUCCAUCUUACCCACAGCAGGAAGCAGCUCCACCAUACUCACAGGCAGCAGUUCCUCCAUACCUACAGCAGGGAGCAGCCCCACCAUACUCAAAGCAGACAGCAGUUCCUUCAUACCCACAGCAGGAAGCAGCUCCACCAUACUCACAGCAGGCAGCAGUUCCUCCAUACCCACAGCAGGAAGCAGCUCCACCAUACUCACAGCAGGCAGCAGUUCCUUUAUACCCACAGCAGGCAGAAGCUCCAUCUUACCCACAGCAUGAUUCAGCUCCACCAUACUACCCACAAAAGGAAUCCGGUCCGUCAUACCCACAGCAGGCAGCAGCUCCAACAUACCCACAACAGGCAGCAGCUCCAACAUACCCACACCAAGCAGCAGCUCCACCAUAUCCACAGCAGGCACCAAUUCCACCAUACCCACAGCAGGCAGCAGCUCCACCAUACCCACAGCAGGCCCCAGGUCUCCCACACGAACCAGGCCCAGAUCAGCCUUAUCCUCAAAAGGGCGCAUAUUAAGUUUCCGCAACUGAGCCUACAUGAAGAGUCCUUUAUAUGGGAUACUACCAGACAGAUCCACCGAAGCUUUGACAUUAAAGGCAAUUAUUAGUUGCAUAAAUGUAAAUCUGCAACUAACACAAGGAAUCCUGAAUCGCUGAUAGAUCUAAGUUAAUUUUCUAAUUUCUUACUUAAGAUGAUUCUGCAGUUGAGUGUGAUUCUGAGUUACAUUUCGAGUUUGUAAUUAUAGUGAUUCAAACCUGUAGCACCUGUAGCUGGUAAAGGUAAGAUGUAUGUAUAAAUGUAACGGCUUUCUCUUUCAAAUAUGUGGUAAUGCAAAUAUCAUCGAAAUGUUCCAUUAAACAUGAUUUUUCUAUAGUAUAAAGUACUACAUUUUGCUUAGUUGUAUAUUUACAAGUACAUGGAGCAGCUGUUAGCUUCUUAGAUACCUUAGACAAAACUGACGUCUUAAAUUGUCUUACUUGAUAUCAUUCAAGGUAUGAAAGAAAAGAAAUUGUCUGGUCAAAAUAUAGGACUAUGAAUGUAAUUUGCCAUUGUAUGAAUAAAAUUCCUUGAUCUGC